Neltuma alba is the source of this 2167-nucleotide messenger RNA. RefSeq names its product CLP protease regulatory subunit CLPX1, mitochondrial. Gene Ontology annotation, cellular component: mitochondrial matrix. The transcript has 15 exons. Gene Ontology annotation, molecular function: ATP-dependent protein folding chaperone; ATP binding; ATP hydrolysis activity. The coding region runs from base 88 to 1815 and encodes 575 amino acids. NCBI's taxonomy places the organism in Eukaryota, Viridiplantae, Streptophyta, Magnoliopsida, Fabales, Fabaceae. Gene Ontology annotation, biological process: protein folding. The record is from RefSeq and is a predicted model, not a curated record.
UGUUUCGCGGACUUCCAGCGGGGCGGAGAUAUUUUGGCGCGCUUCACAUUCUCUUCUUCAAGCUUAAUCCCAACUCAACUUUGCCGAAUGUUCUCUACUCACAUGGCUGCUGUGCUUAGAUCCAAACUUUCCGAGGAAACGGCCUCUCAAUUCAGAUACUAUGUAUUCAACUAUAUGCAUGCUAGUCGUAUUGUAAAUUCUCACUUUACGCACCGAACAAAGAGGGAUGAGCACUUCAUAAUCACUCCUUAUCAGUUCACUUCGUCCAAGCCCGUCUUUCACUUUGAAAAAAACGGCACUCAUAUUGUAGAGGGUCGCAGAACGAACCAAAAUCCCAGUAGUAUUUCUCAUAGAAAAACGAGUGAGAAAUGGAGUUGCAGGUCUUAUUUUACUGUUAACUGCGAUGGAGAGCCACCAGUACUGUGGUCUGGGGACGGCGUUAACAUCCGGAUGGACAAUUCGAACUUCAAUAUGGUUGGUGGCGACAGCGGAGGUGAUGGUAGUCUCGGUUCAGGAACUGAUUCUGGCUCGAAUUCUGAGGACGAGUUCUCUGGUGGAUCCAGUUUGGGGAGUAAUAUUCCCACGCCAAAGAAAAUUUGCGAAGGACUCGAUAAAUUUGUAAUUGGGCAGGAGAGGGCUAAGAAGGUACUUUCCGUGGCAGCUUACAACCACUACAAGAGAAUUUUUCAUGAAUCGUCUCAAAAGCAGCCUGCAGGAGAUUCAAGUACCAAUAAGGCUGAUGCUAUUGAUGAAGAAAGAGUUGAACUUGAGAAAAGCAAUAUUCUUCUAAUGGGGCCAACGGGUUCAGGGAAGACAUUACUUGCCAAAACUUUGGCCCGGUUUGUGAAUGUUCCCUUUGUUAUCGCUGAUGCAACUACAAUAACUCAGGCAGGAUAUGUUGGGGAAGAUGUCGAGUCCAUUUUAAGCAAGCUCCUUAUGGUUGCUGACUACAAUGUGGAAGCUGCCCAGCAGGGCAUUGUUUACAUUGAUGAAGUUGACAAGAUCACUAGAAAGGCUGAGAGCAUUAAUAUCAGUAGAGAUGUCUCUGGGGAAGGUGUUCAGCAAGCUUUAUUGAAAAUGCUUGAGGGAACAGUUGUCAAUGUUCCUGAGAAGGGGGCUCGUAAGCAUCCUAGAGGUGACAAUGUUCAGAUUGAUACAAAGAAUAUACUUUUCAUUUGUGGAGGAGCUUUUGUUGACCUGGAGAAAACAAUCUCAGAAAGGCGCCAAGAUUCGUCUAUUGGAUUUGGGGCACCUGUACGUGCAAAUAUGAGAAUAGGUGGUGUCACUGAUGCUGCUGUUACUUCAUCAUUAUUGGAAACCGUUGAAAGUAGUGAUCUUAUUGCAUACGGUUUAAUACCAGAAUUUGUUGGGAGAUUCCCUGUCCUCGUCAGUUUGUCAUCUUUAACAGAAAAUCAACUCAUUCAGGUCCUCACAAAGCCAAAAAAUGCCCUUGGGAAGCAAUACAAGAAGAUGUUCCAAAUGAAUGGUGUAAAACUGUAUUUCACAGAAAAGGCCUUAAGAUCAAUUGCCAGAAAAGCAAUAUCUAAAAAUACCGGUGCUCGAGGCUUGCGGUCAAUAUUGGAGAAAGUAUUAGUAGAUGCCAUGUAUGAGAUUCCUGAUACCAGAGCAGGUGAUGAUGUUGUAGAUGCUGUUGUUGUUGAUGAAGAGGCUGUUGGAAGUGGGGCCAAAAUCCUCUAUGGUAAGGGUGCAUUGGAUCGAUAUCUUUCAGAACACAGACAUAAUCCAGAGGCCAUGGAAAGUUUAGGUGGAGAUAAUGGAGAGGCAGAACUUCCUUCCAUAGUUGCCAGCAUGUAACAUGUCUUGAAGCUUCUGCUGUAUACCAUGUCGGAGCGAUGUUAACUUGGCGAACAAUAUUUGGAAAGUGGAGGAUUCUGGCAUUGUGGGUACGUAAAUGCCCCUAAACUCAAACCGAAUUUCAUCACGCCUACCUUUGCUUGCUCUGAGGUUCACAUAUUAUUAUUAUUAUUGUAAUGUAAUGUAACGGAGUAGAUGGGGGGCAUACAGGCUUUACCAUAAUGAUCUAAAGUGUAGGUGUCUAUUUUGACAUAUAAUGAACCUAUCAUUAUUUUAUUAUUUAUAUCUGAAGACAUCGUCAUAAUAAUGUAUUCCUGAAAUUGAAAUGUCAUCAUGGAUUUUUAAUGCUGUA